AUGGUAUGAGGUGGAGCUUUUGACCAACAACAAACAAGAUGUCCUGAAGUAGAUGGAACAGUCAUCUGUUUAUUGUUUGCAGGAUAAACACACAGCGCAGGACACUGUUGUAAAGGGUGAACUGGUAAAGUGAGUUCAAAUGUUGCCUGUGGAUUACCAUGAAUAUGCUGGGAGCUGGUAACUGUGCAACAACAGAGACACACAGAAAAGCAGUGCAGAAACACAUGGAGCUGCUGGGUGAGAGAGUCUGGAGUCACACUAUAGUGCUGUUCACAUGGGGGGACUGGCUGGGAGACACGAGCAUUGAGCAGCACAUUGAGAGUGGAGGAGAGGCUCUGCAGUGGGUUGUAGAGAAAUGUGGGAACAGGUAUCAUGUUGUAGACAAUGAGAAGAGGGAUGGUGGCCAGGUGACAGAGCUGCUGGACAAGAUAGAGGACAUGGUGGCAGGAAACAGGGGCCAUCAGUUUGACUUUGACAGAAAUAUUUGUAAACAACUACAAGAGAAGAAGAAGGAAGCAGAGAGAAGAGCAGAGGAGAGGAAGAUGAAGGUGCACAAGCAGAGACAGACUCUCAGAUCAUCAGCAGGUGGAGUUCCACAUAUUUCUGACAUGAAGGUUGUGCUGCUGGGAAACAGAAAUGCUGGGAAGAGUUCAUCAGGAAACACCAUCCUGGGCAGAGAAGAGUUUGGCACCUCAGGAAGAACAGCUGAGUGUGUGAGGAGAGAAGGAGAAACAGCAGGUAGACGCAUCACUGUAGUGGAGGCACCAGGAUGGUGGAACUUCACUGUAGAGCAAACUCUUGGACGGGAUAAAGGAGAGAUUGUCCUCAGUGUGUCUCUGUGUCCUCCAGGACCCCAUGCUCUACUCCUGAUCAUUAAUGUGAGUUGGUUAUUCACAGAGGCAUUCAGAAGAGCAGUGCAGGAACACAUGGAGCUGCUGGGUGAGAGAGUCUGGAGUCACACUAUAGUGCUGUUCACCAGAGGGAACUGGCUGGGAGACACGAGCAUUGAGCAGCACAUUGAGAGUGGAGGAGAGGCUCUGCAGUGGGUUGUAGAGAAAUGUGGGAACAGGUAUCAUGUUGUAGACAAUGAGAAGAGGGAUGGUGGCCAGGUGACAGAGCUGCUGGACAAGAUAGAGGACAUGGUGGCAGGAAACUUUCCAGUUGAAUCGGAGUAUGGAGUUUCCUCCCGAUUUUAGAGAACACAUCCCUGAUGACAGCUCUGGAGGACCAUCUGGAUACGGCUCUGCUGUAUUGAGACGUAUAUCUGAGCUCAUGAGGCCCUUUAAGCGCCUCAGCAUGGCUGCCUCCACUCAGAGUUCUGGCUAUGGCACAGGCCCCAACAUGGCUGGCUCCACUCAGAGCACUGGCUAUGGCACAGGGGGGGCAGCAGAGGAGGCUGCAGAUGGAGAGAUGGGAGCUGGGAUCCACAGAACCAGAGCACAUGGAGGUGGUGCGAUUGGGAUCCACAGAACCAGAGCACAUGGAGGUGGUGCGAUUGGGAUCCACAGAACCAGAGCACAUUUACCUACAACUUUUAACAUGGUUUCUUACUUGUAGACCACCUUAAAAUUGUUCACUUUUGUGGAUGUAUCUACAAUAACCAUGAAGAACGAUAAUUGCAUUGGAAGAGGAUCAUAUGGAGCAGUUUACAAAGGCUCAUACCAGGGAACUCCUGCUGCUGUAAAGAUCAUCCCUAUUGGAGAUAGUUCAGUCAUGACAAAUGAGUUUCUCAUACCUUUGCGUUUGUCUCACCCCCACAUUGUGCGGAUGAUGGCUGUAGCCAAAAGUAAGACCCAGAUCCUCAUUGCUAAUGAGUACAUCCAUGGUGCCAACCUCCAUCAGGUUCUUUAUAAAGACACUCCCAUCAAGGUGAGGCAUGUUCUCUCUAAAUAUAUAAGUAAUAAUAGCAAUCAUUAUACAGUUACACUGAAACCCAAUGGGAACACAAUGCAAUGGUAACACCAAGGCAUCCCGUGUGUUCAAUUCCCUUACUGGUUCAGUACUGAGGUGCAUCACGUUGAUCUUACAUGAUUCUGUUGGAUAAAGUCAUUUCUGUGGCAAAAUAUGUCGAAAGAAAAACAUGAGUCUCUAAUUUCCUGUUUUGUGGUUUAGUAAUUGUGACAAACCCUCUUUUCCUUUCUGUCCUAGUAUAUACGCUUACCUUGCGAGAUUCAAUUAGAAAAAUGGAUUACUCAAUGACUAUUUGAACACAAUAAGGUUGUUUCAUUCAAAACUAAACCCUUUUAUGUCUUUGUAACAUAAUAUGGUUUGAUCAAUUGGAUAGCCCUGACUUUUCCUUUUUAAGAGUGUAGUUCCGGUCAAGCUAUUUAUUCAUUUCUGAUUGGAUGAGAGACAUUCCAUGAGUCAUCACAAGUGCAGGUGUCCCAGGACAUCCCCACUUGUUACCGCUAGUAAUCACUCCGCAUAUUGCAUUGAAUUAUCUAACACCGAUAUUCCAUUCAUUCUAGAGAGCAACAAUUUCAUAAGUAUAAGUAUAUAUACUCUUUUGAUCCCAUGAGGGAAAUUUGGUCUCUGCAUUUA
This is a messenger RNA of Alosa alosa (allis shad), 2541 nucleotides long. RefSeq names its product GTPase IMAP family member 9-like. The record is from RefSeq and is a predicted model, not a curated record. Bases 159 to 1196 code for a protein of 345 amino acids. The transcript has 5 exons. Lineage: Eukaryota; Metazoa; Chordata; Actinopteri; Clupeiformes; Clupeidae. Gene Ontology annotation, molecular function: GTP binding.